Triticum aestivum (bread wheat) is the source of this 927-nucleotide messenger RNA. Its product is annotated as patatin-like protein 3. The record is from RefSeq and is a predicted model, not a curated record. Lineage: Eukaryota; Viridiplantae; Streptophyta; Magnoliopsida; Poales; Poaceae. The transcript has 2 exons. The coding region runs from base 85 to 615 and encodes 176 amino acids.
AACCCUAGCUUCCCCUCGUCUCUCUGCCUCCAGCCGCACCCGCCGCCGGACCCCAAUCCCCGAUCUGACCCCCCCCCCCCCCUCAUGCCCUCUCCAUCCUCCUCCUCAAGACGUCACCAUCGCCUCCGUUCGUCUUUUCCCGCGCCGGCGCCGUCGUUCGUCUUCUCCCGCGCCGGCGCCGUCGAGGCCGAGUCGUUCCACUUCCCGCUCUGGCAGGUCUGCGCGGCCGCGUGCGGGGCGUUCGUCUUCUCCCGCGCCGAUGUCGUCGAGGCCGAGGCGUUCGACUUCCCGCUCUGGCAGGUCUGCGCGACCGCGUGCGGGGUGGGGCCGGCCGAGGUGGCGUCCCUCGACGGGCACACCAGGCUGCGUGCCGCCGCGACGGCUGGCAGGACCGGCACCGGCGUGGCCAACCCCACGGCCAUGGCCGUCACCCACGUGCUCCACAACAAGCACGAGUUCCCCUUCACCACCGGCACCUGCGACCUCGUCCUGCUGUCUCUUGGCGGGAACGCCGCCGCCGGUCGGGCGCGGUCGUCCUCCAGCCUCCUGCGCAUCGCCGGCACGUGCCAGGCCGACAUCGGACAGUGCAGCGAACACGAGCAAAUAAAUUGGUAGAAGGUGCAGACGACUAUAUGAACCAAGGCUUGUGUAAUAUGUAAAGUGAGUUGCAGAUGCAGUAUCUACCUUUUUGAUAAGUAUUGGGUGUAGGUAAGACACAUCUAAUCUGAAUUGAGAUAUGGAUGGCGUGAAUAGUCUGUAUGUUCGAUUUUCGAUUGAAUGUUGAAUUAUUAUCAACUAGAUCUGCAUCCACCGACAUUACUAGCUCCUCCUUGAAUACCAACUGUCGGAAAGAGAGCAAUGGUACUGUGAUUGUACUGUUUUAUGCCAGGUGUUAAGGAAUACUAUUUGCAAGCAGUUAGCGAGGAA